AUGCCAGAAGGUUCUCACCGCCAACCAGCUACUCAGGGUUCCUCCGACGGGUAUUUUGGGUAUCAGGAUUCCUCUAGUGCUCGUUUCAGCGCCAUACCAGAGAGUUCCUAUCGUCCAGUGGGUAUUCGGAUGCGGAUGUGCAUUGAUUACCGCCAGUUGAACAAGGUCACCAUCAAGAACAAGUACCCGUUGCCUCGUAUUGAUGAUUUGUUCGACCAGUUGCAAGGAGCUAGAGUGUUCUCUAAGAUUGACCUGAGGUCAGGGUAUCAUCAGCUGAAGAUUCGGGACUCGGAUGUUCCGAAGACUGCAUUCAGGACUAGAUAUGGCCACUAUGAGUUUCUGGUGAUGUCCUUCUGCUUGACUAAUGCUCCAGCAGCAUUUAUGGAUCUGAUGAAUCGGGUAUUCAGGCCUUAUAUUGAUUCCUUUGUUAUCGUCUUCAUUGACGACAUCUUGAUAUACUCACGUAGCCUGGGGGAGCACGAGCAGCAUUUGAGGGUAGUGCUUCAGACCUUGCGAGAACAGAAACUAUAUGCUAAGUUCUCCAAGUGUGAGUUU
Molecule: messenger RNA, 555 nt
Organism: Nicotiana attenuata
Lineage: Eukaryota; Viridiplantae; Streptophyta; Magnoliopsida; Solanales; Solanaceae
Product: RNA-directed DNA polymerase homolog
Exons: 2
Source: RefSeq, a predicted model, not a curated record